CCGCCCUGGUGGCUUUCUUGCACUGACUUGUGAGCCAGCUCAUGAUUUCAGGAUGUACGAAAAAGUAAUAAUUGGAGUACUAUUGUUAGGUUGUAUUUCUACAACAACUGUGGAAUCCUCGGAUACUACCCAAAGCUCUCCAGUGAAUGCGAGCUCUAAAAAUGAAACACUGGAUGAGACGACCGCACAGAGCAAAACACCAGCCAUUCCCACUGCUGAAAAUGAACGGGAAGAAGAGUUAACUACUAGAAGCCAAGUCCACACAGAACGGGGAACAGGAACAAGAGGGCAGCAAUUUGCCCACACUUUCUCACAACCAGUAAUAAUAGUCAUUAUUUUUGGUGUGAUGGCUGGUAUCAUUGGAACUAUACUCCUUGUUUCUUAUGGCAUUGGCCGCCUGCAAAAGAAAAGUUUACCUCAGGAACAACCUCCAUUUUCAAACGAUGAAGGCCCUCCUUUAAGUUCUGUAGAAACAGGAAAUCCAGAAAUGUAAUCAAUGAGAAUUUGCUCAUCAAGCCAAAUUUUGGAAGAAAUAAAAGACACAAGACUUCAGUCGAGUGAAAAAUUAACAUGUAAAUUGGACACACAAAUCAAUUGUAUACCUUCCUAAAUUGUACAACUUCAGGAUGAAAAUUUCAUCAUGAUGAGUCCAGUGACUCAAUGACGGAAAAUGUCUCUACUCGUUAAUAUAUCAAAAUAAAGAACAAAUAUUUCCUUUCAUGCUUGCUUUUCUGUGUUAGGAUAAUUUUUAGAAUUGAUUUGGAAUUCUGAUCCAAAACUUCAGUAGGCAUCAGCUGUAGCUCUUUAAGACUGAUUUAUUCUAUGCUAUUAUAUUUUA
Messenger RNA from Pteropus alecto (black flying fox), 838 nucleotides. It is a transcript of the gene GYPA, whose product is annotated as glycophorin A (MNS blood group). Bases 53 to 493 code for a protein of 146 amino acids. The record is from RefSeq and is a predicted model, not a curated record. Lineage: Eukaryota; Metazoa; Chordata; Mammalia; Chiroptera; Pteropodidae. The transcript has 7 exons. Gene Ontology annotation, cellular component: membrane.